Messenger RNA from Psylliodes chrysocephalus, 1293 nucleotides. The record is from the annotation of a GenBank genome assembly. Lineage: Eukaryota; Metazoa; Arthropoda; Insecta; Coleoptera; Chrysomelidae.
AUGAAAAUGAUAAAAGUUCAACGUUCAUUUUCGAAAGCUUCGGCUACCGAAGACGAAGCAACACCGCUUGGUACAUUAGAAGCCACUUUGUCGUGUUUAUGGAUUUUGACGCCGUUAUCAGCUACGCUGUCUCUAAUUUUGAUUGUAACUGGAAUGGGGACUAACCAAUGGAUGCACACGUCUGAAAAAAUGCCUAAUCCCGCUUAUAAUGGCACCGGAGAUAAGGAGUAUUUACCAAAGUUGACGGUUUCUGGAUUGUGGACAUUCUGCUUUACAAAUCCUGGCGAAAGCACGUACCAGUGUAAUCCUAUCGAAUACUUUUCCGAAGAAGCUUACAGCCCUGAUCCAAACGAUUCUACAUUAGCUAUACCGUAUGCUGUCUCCAAAUCAAUUGUAUUCAUAUUCGUUGGAAGCGCGUUCGUUGUAAUUGGUUACAUCGUUUGCAUUCUAGGACAAUGUUUAACUACGACCGCAAGAUUUACAUUAAUCGCGGGGAUAAUUUUUAUACAAACAGGUUUGGCUAUGCUGUGCGGCCUCAUUAUGUAUAUAGCCGUAUUUAAAUCGGAAGUGGGCAGCAAAUUGCGACCAAGAUCCCAACUCCAACCACCGUCCUUCGACUACUUCUACGGCUUUUCGUUCAUCAUUUACGUCACAGGCGUAGUUUGUACCAAAUUCACAGGAGUGUUUUGCGUGUUUUCCUUCAUCAACAAAACUCAAUACGACUGGAAGAGGAAAUGGAUUAUCGAAACGCCUCCGGUAGAAAAUUAUUCGCAUUCGCAUCAAUAUAAAGAACGUAGAAGAAUAAAUUCGUGUACUAUGCAUCCGGAUUCUUAUAUAGAUUCGAAUAGGAGUUACAUCUACCCUCUUACUAAUCACAAUCAUAUGAGUGCUGUUGGUUAUUCAUCUAGUUACUCAAAUACUUUACCGUGUAAUUUACACCCAUCCCAAUCUAAUUCUUUAAAGGAUAUGUCUUACUUUCCGGAUAUGUUCUCCCCUUCAAGCAUAUCAUACAGAUUUCCGCAUCAUUUAAGUACAAAUAACAUUGACAAAUUCACUACUUUCCAAAGAGAAGCGAGUACUUUUCCUAGAGAUCCAACUACGAAUACGGUCAGCACGACGGCUGAUGUAGUUUGUGAAUAUAACGAGGAUUAUUCGCCGAUGCACGAGCAGGAAUUUGCUAGAUUCGAUUUGGAUCAACCGUUUAACGUUCGAACUCCGAGCGUUGCGAGUUUAUGCGAAAAGGAGAGACGAAGUUAUCAAAGUGAUACGUUGAGACGAACUACACCGGUGUGA